Messenger RNA from Amborella trichopoda, 431 nucleotides. Its product is annotated as Tetratricopeptide repeat (TPR)-like superfamily protein. Lineage: Eukaryota; Viridiplantae; Streptophyta; Magnoliopsida; Amborellales; Amborellaceae. The record is from RefSeq and is a predicted model, not a curated record.
CAAUGGAUAGUAGAAAUAUACUGGCCUUAGUGCUGAUUUCUGCACACCUAAUCCUUAUUGCUAGGUGUGUAGAUGAGCCUAGGCCCCUUUGCAUCUCUCAAUUUGCUCUUGCUAGCUCAGCAUGUGCCCUAAUCCCUUUUAACCCCCCGACUGACCACAGCCACGACCACGAUCACGACCACGACCAUGACGACCACCACCAUGACCACCACCACCACCACGACUAUGGCCACCAUGGCCAUCACCACGACCAUGGCCACCAUAGGAGGCACCAUGCCUCCAGUUGUUGCCGGUGGCUUCGCCAAAUCGACAAUGCAUGUGUGUGUCACGUCCUGAACCGUUUGCCCGUCUUUCUUAGUAAGCCAAGCAGCAGCAUCACCCUGACCCCAGAUGAAUAUUGUUCUGUCACGUACAGGUGCCCUAGAGUAUAG